Messenger RNA from Batrachochytrium dendrobatidis JAM81, 1719 nucleotides. RefSeq lists its product as uncharacterized. The record is from RefSeq and is a predicted model, not a curated record. The transcript is spliced from 7 exons. The coding region runs from base 1 to 1719 and encodes 572 amino acids. NCBI's taxonomy places the organism in Eukaryota, Fungi, Chytridiomycota, Chytridiomycetes, Rhizophydiales.
AUGACAGCAGUAUUGCGUACAUACAAAUCAAAGUAUGAUAUCAUGAUUGUCAACGGAUUGAUUGAAAACAACUUUAUAUCCAACUUGCACAUCAACAACCAACAACUGCAAGAUCCUUCUUGCCAAUAUCACAGUAUCUGGAUGGAAAUACGGAACCGAUUCAAACUGCUGUCAAUCAAUACUGUCAUUCAACACUACAAGGCUGACAUUGGCCAGUUGUUUGACAUCUCAUUAUCUCCAAAGAAAAACGGAAUUCAGACCAGAUUUGCUUGGAAUACUCGUCAGUACAGACCCACACAAUACAAUGUAAAAGGUAUCAGACAACCAGAUACAAAUGAACUGCUUGUCUGCAAUAUGCUGCAUCAUAUUGGAAUGGGUCCUGAAACUCGUUGUAUCAUUGCAUCUCACAGCACCAAAACAGUCUACAUUGCUAUCAAUCAAAAGAUUACAUUAAAACAGACAUUAUGGACAGAUUCUACAAAGGAAAUGAAUUACCUUGGACUGUCAGAAUUUUCGGAGCUUCGUGAUUUGUAUAAAUGUAGUAAAGAGUAUCCGUCUGAAUAUUCUAAUAAUGAUGCCUCACUCUUCUCAUUGAAAGAAAGUUUUGAAAGCAUCACUUCAAAAUGGAAAAAACCGAAUCAAAGCCUGCCACAACUCUAUGAUAUUACCUAUGCCUUUCUACUGUCUCGUGUUCUGUUUCUCAAAUAUCUCAAGGAAAAAUAUCCUAACAUAACUCCAGCACAGUUUCUCAUUCACCAAUUGUUCAACUCAAGAGCCAUCAGACUAUGCUUUCUGAAACUGAAGCUAUUGUCUUUGGACAAGUUGAACGACAUACAUUGCAGCUAUAUUGACGAUGAUUUGCGCUGCCUCUUUUGUUUUGAUCAAGCUCAUGUGUUGGCCGAACAUCUUGGAAGCACGAUUAUCUCUGCUGGAAUCAAUGACAAUGACUCGGCAACGGCACAACGCAUACGACUGAAAAAACAGCAUGCCUUUUCGAAUAUCAAUGAUAUAGUAGAGGAAUCUUACAAUGCGGUAAUUGGUCGAUUCGCUCGACCAUCAGGGCUCAUUCACACACAGAUUAUGUUAAAGCUUAUUUUAUCAUCAAUGAUGACGACCAAUCAUGGACCAAUAUACUGCCAACUGGACAAGAAUCAAGAAUACUUUUUCAUGAAUACUGUUGGAUCUAUACAUCUCAUUCGUGAAACUGGCGGAUACUUUUUGUCUGAAGGAUAUGUGAUAGACUUGCUUCUCAAUUUAUUCCGAACAGAGUUUCAACAGUUCAAUCUGUUGUCAUCGUUGGAUCUUUUGAGCAGCAUUGCUGGCACAAAAGGUAAAAAAACUACAGCCAAAGGAACACCGUUCGAAGCCGUCAUUUUGGCUGGUAUGAUCCAAAAAAAUGGACCGCAUCUUUCAAACGUCCUAUCUAGUUUUGGUGUUUCGAUUGCUGGUCUUGAUGGUUUACAGUUGCCAACAAUAGAGCGUAAGGCUGGAGAUGGCACAAUCAUAUCCGAUAGACCAACAGGAGUCUUUUUUCGUCCUUCAAACCAGUUUCGACCAGACAUCCUUGCGUUUUUAUCCAAACAAGUCUGCGUGUCAUUUGGAAUCAAGCUAUAUACAUCAAAAAUUCCUUCAGCAGUGUCUGCCGAUAAUCUUGAAUCUACAAAUCCAGAUUUUUCUUUAUUAAAGCAGAUCGGCCAACGAAUAACGAAACGUAUUUGA